AGAUAAAAAUGGCCUCUCGGCUGCUCCCGUUGCGUUGCAAAAAUCUGUUUUUUUACAGCCCACACACACCGGGGUCUGCGCUGACGCUUGUCUUCUGGUGAGAGAUCUCCGCCGGAAUACUGCGGCCGGGGCGGUGCCAUGGCCGUGGAUUUAUCGAGUCUAGCGAUGAAGCUGGGGAUCUCUCAGCUCGGGACCUCGGAUCAUGCGUCGGUGGUGUCGAUCAACAUCUUCGUGGCGCUCAUCUGCGCCUGCAUCGUUAUUGGCCACCUGCUGGAGGAGAAUCGCUGGAUGAAUGAGUCCAUUACUUCAUUAAUCAUUGGACUGUGCACUGGCGCCGUAAUUCGUCUCUUGACGCAAGGGAAGAACUCACAUAUUAUGGUCUUCAGUGAAGAUCUCUUCUUUAUCUAUGUGCUUCCACCAAUAAUCUUCAACGCAGGGUUCCAAGUAAAGAAAAAACAGUUCUUCCGCAACUUCAUGACAAUUAUGCUGUUUGGUGCAGUAGGGACAUUGAUCUCCUUUGUCAUAAUUUCACUUGGUGCCAUAGAAUUUUUCAGAAAAAUGAAUAUAGGUGAAUUGGACAUUGGAGAUUAUCUUGCUAUCGGUGCAAUCUUUUCUGCUACAGAUUCUGUUUGCACUUUGCAGGUGCUCAAUCAGGAUGAGACACCUUUGCUUUAUAGCUUGGUGUUUGGUGAAGGAGUUGUAAAUGAUGCUACAUCAGUGGUGCUUUUUAAUGCAAUUCAGAAAUUUGAUCUAGUUCAUGUUGACUUCACCGUAGUGUUGCAGUUUGUUGCAAACUUCUUUUAUCUGUUUUUAGCAAGCACCUUACUUGGAGCAGUUGCAGGAUUGCUGAGUGCUUACAUUAUUAAGCAGUUGUAUUUUGGAAGACAUUCAACAGAUCGUGAAGUUGCUCUUAUGAUACUUAUGGCUUAUCUUUCUUAUAUGCUGGCUGAAUUGCUGGAUUUUAGUGGUAUUCUUACUGUCUUCUUUUGUGGAAUAGUAAUGUCACACUAUACCUGGCAUAAUGUAACGGAGAGCUCUAGGGUCACUACAAAGCAUGCCUUUGCAACAUUGUCAUUUAUUGCUGAAAUUUUCCUUUUCCUUUAUGUUGGAACCGAUGCAUUAGACAUUGAGAAGUGGAAAUUUGUCAGUGACAGCCCUGGAAAAUCCAUUGGUGUGAGCUCAAUUCUUCUAGGUUUGGUAUUGGUCGGAAGAGCCGCCUUCAUCUUUCCACUAUGUUUAAUUUCCAAUUUUAAAAAACCUCAGAAUCAAAAAAUUUCCUUCAAGCAACAAGUUAUAAUUUGGUGGGCUGGUCUUAUGAGAGGCGCUGUGUCAAUCGCACUUGCUUAUAACAAGUUCACCAAAUCUGGCCAUACUCAACAGCGUGGAAAUGCUUUUAUGAUCACCAGUACCAUCACAGUUGUUCUUUUCAGUACAAUGGUGUUUGGUUUUAUGACUAAGCCUCUUAUUUACUUCUUGCUGCCUCCAAGCUCUAAACACCUCACCAGAUCUCUCAGCAUCUCUUCUGAGCCAUCGAGUCCAAAGUCCUUCCUUGUUCAACUACUUGACAAUGGACAAGGAUCUGAGGUUGAAACUGUGCAACCUGUGCCUCGCCCAACAAGUCUUCGCAUGCUUCUGACAGUACCAAGCCGCUCUGUUCACCAUUACUGGCGCAAGUUUGAUGACGCCUUCAUGCGCCCAAUGUUCGGUGGCCGAGGUUUUGUUCCAUUUGUUCCUGGUUCACCUGUUGAGCGCACUGUCAAUGCCUGGGAGUAAGCCUAUAGCUAGAGGAUCACCGUUGCUGGUGUUCAUUUACUUGGUUCUUCAGGGAAGAUGAUCAGAUGAAAACCAACUGUGGAAUUUCUAGAUUUAUUGUGUGAAAUCUAAACUUUAGCAGUAGAGCUUGUAUAUGGAGAAGUUCAUGAUAUCGGAGUGAAUCUCAUCAGCACCUACUGUAUUUAUUUUGUACCAUCAUCUAUUUUGUAUCAACUUCUAUUUAAUCUGUAGAAGUGUGUAUAUUCAUCACUCCAAAAGAAACUGACUCACAUGGAGUUGUUUUCUUGUAUGUUAUACCUUUUUGUUAGUUGAGUUUCUGAAGCUGUAAACCUAUGACUGUACUAUGAGAUUGGCAAUCACUUACCUAA
Messenger RNA from Zingiber officinale, 2141 nucleotides. Its product is annotated as sodium/hydrogen exchanger 2-like. Gene Ontology annotation, cellular component: membrane. Gene Ontology annotation, biological process: proton transmembrane transport; regulation of pH; sodium ion transport. The record is from RefSeq and is a predicted model, not a curated record. Gene Ontology annotation, molecular function: sodium:proton antiporter activity. The transcript is spliced from 14 exons. NCBI's taxonomy places the organism in Eukaryota, Viridiplantae, Streptophyta, Magnoliopsida, Zingiberales, Zingiberaceae. The coding region runs from base 139 to 1773 and encodes 544 amino acids.